AUGGGGGAGCCUGGCGCGCGUAAGGUUUUCCUCUGUCGUUUGAACUCGGGGAGACCUAUUCUUCUCAGCGAUGACAAAUCAGCUCAUCGCGCCUUUGCAACCAAACUAGUCGAAGCCACUCAAUGCCGGGUCAUCGUCCCCAACUACCGCCUCACGCCCCAAGUGAUUACGCCAGAGACCAAAUUCGAGCACCCGGGCCACGCAGAAGACAUUCUGGCUUUCCUCACAUUUCUUCCAACCUGGGCCGAACUUGGCGGCGUAUCUGACAAAUCGGUCCAUCUUCUUGGCCACAGUGCAGGCGCCCACAUCCUCGCUUCGAUCCUCCUGGACUCGUCCGCGGUCACACCCAGUCUGAUGCCAUCACCGAUCGUGACUAAGAUGGUCCACGGCGUCAUACUUUCGGAGGGUAUAUACGACAUUGAGUUGCUGCUUGAGCGUUUCCCAAGCUAUCGCCAAUGGUUCAUUGCUGCUGCUUUCGGAGAACGUGAUUCCUAUGCCGAUGUCUCUGUCCUCAAAUACCCGUCGCGAAACCAACUCGAAGGCUUGCGAUGGCUGAUAGUGCAUUCAACAGGUGAUACCCUGGUGGAUAUACCCCAGAGUCAAAAUAUGGCCACCCACCUUACAACGCUCUAUGGGGACUCCAACGUUGAAGCUGUUUUCAAUGUCUUCAGCGUCGAACAUGACGAUGUGCUCCUCGAGCCAUCGUUCUCCAGCCUCGUUCGCAAAUUUCUGAACCAGUAG
Mycena indigotica is the source of this 741-nucleotide messenger RNA. Its product is annotated as Esterase lipase. The record is from RefSeq and is a predicted model, not a curated record. Lineage: Eukaryota; Fungi; Basidiomycota; Agaricomycetes; Agaricales; Mycenaceae. Gene Ontology annotation, molecular function: hydrolase activity. The transcript has a single exon. The coding region runs from base 1 to 741 and encodes 246 amino acids.